Messenger RNA from Xyrichtys novacula (pearly razorfish), 1196 nucleotides. NCBI's taxonomy places the organism in Eukaryota, Metazoa, Chordata, Actinopteri, Labriformes, Labridae. The record is from the annotation of a GenBank genome assembly.
AUGUUUAUAGUACCUGCUUUGUUCCUGCUGAGGGCGCUGUUUCUCUGUGGCCAUGUGGAGGCUCAGUCCAACUCCAGCACCUUAGACAUAAUGAAAAAUGCUGCAUGUAAGCAACACAAACUGACACAUUUUUAUUUUUUUCCCCCAAACACGAAUCCACACAGAAACAUCUGCUUAUUUAAGUGAAUAUUGUCCAACAUCAACAUUAUUUCUCGCCUCAGUGUCACUGACGGAGCCUCUGACCUGUGAUAAGUGGGAUUGUGACUGUGCCUUCAAACGCCAGCGUAGCUGCUGCUGUGGAGCCAAUGACAUGUUUGAGCUUGAGGACAAAACUUUUGAAAGGAUCACAAAUCUAUGGAUAGGUGUCAGCUCACUGAAAUACAGUGUGAUGGAGUUUACAGGUAAUCACACCUGCAGACACAGGGGGUGGACUUACACUUCAGAUUGCUUUGCAGUACAAUAAAUGUCCUUUUAUUCCUUCAGCUGGCUUUAAGGUUUCCUUCAAAGCCUCCAUGGAUCCUGCUGAUGCAACUUCUCAAAACUGCUUUGGUAUUUUUACGAGUAAUGUGCCAAUCCCGUACUCCACUGUCUCCCUUAAUGACGGCUUCGGCUACAACCCCACCUUGGGUAUGAUGCACACAGACACACAGACAGACAGAGUUAACAGCUGUUCUGAUUGAAGCCACAAAUGAGAUUAGUUCACUGACCCCUCAGAUUUUUUGUCCCUACAGGUCUGUUUACUGCUCCUCGUGCAGGUGUUUAUGUCUUUUCUGCCACAGUGUACUCAUAUGUGGGAGAAACUGGACGUCUCCGUUACAAAGUAAGAUUUCUUGAAAGUGAUUUCUGAAUAAGUUCUGAACAAAAGCAAAUACCUCAUGAUUUUUCCUGUAUUCAUAGGUCCAGAUGAUGAAGAAUGGGGAGCUGAUAGUCAGUGUGUGGGAGGAUAAUCGAGAGGACACCGAAGACAGUGCCACUCUGGUAAAAUUUAAUACCCUGACGUGAUUUUUUUUGACUGCUGCUCGAAAACGUCAUUUUUUUUCUUAAUCUGCAUCUUCCAGGUAACGAUAGUGGAGCUAAAGAGGGGUGAUCAGGUCUACAUGGAACUGAUGGUUGGAAGGAGGCUUUGCUCAAACCUGCCGUACAACGUAUUUACUGGUUUUAUGCUGUACCCUGAAACUGAGGAGCUGACUGCUUAA